Caenorhabditis bovis is the source of this 2496-nucleotide messenger RNA. NCBI's taxonomy places the organism in Eukaryota, Metazoa, Nematoda, Chromadorea, Rhabditida, Rhabditidae. The record is from the annotation of a GenBank genome assembly.
AUGUUAUGGGCGUGCGUGACCGAAUGGAACCAGGAAGCGAGGUGUGGGACGUCACUUGCGCAUUCUGCUGUGCAAAGGAUAAAACGACGCGCUCAUCGAUUGCGGCGACAUCGUAGGCGCGAUGUUUCGAAAAGGACGAAGUAUAUCGAAGUGGCGUUGAUUGGCGAUUAUGAAUUUAUGAAAUUCCGGGGACUCAACGAUUUGGACGCUGUCACUUAUAUGCUGGAAUCGAUCAAUAUGGCGGAUUAUAUGCUUUCACGAGAUCUCAAUAUUCGACUAAGUGUUGUCUAUGCCGAAUUAUGGUCCGAUGUUCAACGCGUUGAUUUGAUUGAGGACAUUGAGCGAACAUUGAGCGGGGUUGUCGACUAUUCGACGGGCCAUAUUUAUCAUAUACAAAAAGACGCCGUCGUCUUCUUCACAUCUGGAAGUUUUGCGAACGCCGAAGUGGCGAAUUCGGCGCUUCGCAGCAUUUGCACGGCGCGUUCGGCGAUCAUCGUCAAAGCGUUGGACGCGUUCAGCACACAAUGGAACGCCGUACUCGUGUCGCAAUCGUUCGGACACCUUCUCGGUCUUGAGCACGACACGACCGCGUGCUCGUGCGAGCCGUCGCCGGAAUGCCUAAUGAGGAAGCAGCCGGGGAAACUCGGCGCGCCGUUCACGUGGCAAUUUUCGAAAUGCUCGGUGGCGAGAAUGCACGGUAUCUGGCAAGACGGCAACAUUCAAUGUCUCCUCAACAAGCCAUUCCAGGUGUCGGAGUUGCGCGAAUGCGGCAAUGGAAUUGUCGACGCGUCGGAAGAAUGCGAUUGUGGAACGCGCGAGACGUGCGCGGAUCCGUGCUGCGAUCCGCUGACGUGCACGUUGCGAACGCACGCCCAAUGCGCCUCCCAUCAAAAAUGUUGCCAUCGUUGCGAGUUGAGGCGCGCCGGCGAGAUUUGUCGCGCGUCGCGUUCGCCGUGCGACGUCGCCGAACAGUGCGACGGCAAGUCCGGCGAUUGUCCGCCGGACGGCCAUUUGAUCGACGGCACCGUGUGCGGAAGCGACGGGCAGUGUUGGCGCGGCAAUUGUAGCGACGCCGAAUCGCAGUGUAAAUCAUUGUGGGGACGAGAAGCGCGUGUCGCCGAAGCGGUAUGCUUCGAGCAGAACACGAAAGGAGCGGAAUACGCGAAUUGCGGAUUCCAAUCCGACGGAUCCUAUCAUCCGUGCCAACACGAGGACACCCGAUGCGGAACACUUCAUUGUCAAAACGGCCUUCUUGCUCCCGUCGACACGUCGUUGAAGGCGUUCACAUUCCACUUCAUGCAAGACGCCCAACAGAUUCAGUGCAAAUCGAUUGCGUCGCCGACGGUGGGACUCGUCGGCGACGGCGCGAGUUGCGGCAGCGGAAAAGUGUGCGUCGCCGGAAGUUGUGUGGAAAUGUCGUCGGUGACGUCGUCGAUCGCAUGUCCCACCAAUAAUCUCGCCCUAUUGUGCUCGGGACACGGGCAUUGCACGACGACGGCGAAAUGCGUCUGCUUCAAUGGAUGGAGUGGAAAUGCGUGCGAUAUUCGAAGCAACACAUCGACAUAUUCGGGAAGCAUGGGAUUCGGUGUCGACAAAAUGGAGGAUAAGUCCGAGUUUGGCGACACGGUGUUCAUUCCGAGGCUCGGCAUCGGCGCCACACUCGAAACGGCGACACUGUUCGCGAUUCUGUUCGCCGUCGGCAUCGUGUUCCUCUUAUGUCUCGUCUGCCUCAUGUUGUGCUAUCGUCGAAAAAGUGUCGUCGAGAUUCCGAAGCCGAGCGAUGAGAAGGUCGACGACGAGCCGGAUAGACAAAUCAAAUUUGGCAACAUGCCGAGCUAUAGAGAAGAGAAACGAAAGCGGAAGAGCACCAAGCGCAUCUAUGGGGCUCUCAAUCGAAUCACCGAGGCUGACGAACGCGACUCGGCGAGUCUACGAUCGCGCGAUAGUAAUGGAAGUCAAUCGUUGCUCGAACAUCAUCGAACUCAAAGCAUUCGCGAUCCAUACGCCACUGAGCACAUCUAUGCGGAAUCGGUGCUCGCCGCCUACCCGCUACGAUCAUUUGGAUCGUGGAGAUCGUCGGAUCCGAUUAGUCCGGCAUCGUCGACGGGUCGACUGACGGAUGUCUCGACGGCGACAACACCGUUGAGGCUCAACAAAAUCGGCAAGAUCCUCAAAAAUAUGCAAUCGGACGACGAGUCGCCGUUCAGCGAUCAUCCACUGCUAGCGAAUCGGCUCGAGCAAUUUGGAGAAGAGGAAUUGUCGGCGGUCGAAGCGGACCAUGAUCACGGAUCGAAUACGGAAUCGUCGCGCGGUUGCGAGGAUUCCGAGCCGACCGACACCACCGGCUGGGAGCCGCCGAUAUUGGUGCAAUCGGGAACGUCGCCAAGGAACAACCAGUCGACGCCAUCGUCAUCGAAUAAUUACAACUUUCGGCAGAGUCCCUCGUUGUUCAGCGAUCCGUUCAAACUGGAAAUGACGAAUAGCAUGCACUCAUGA